UCGAGCUGUUUGUGAAGGGGGAGGGCACAUGGCUGCAAGUCUCCUCUGGGGGCUUCUGGAUCCCUGAGGCUCCCCCCACGGCCAGUGGUUGCCAGCAAGGCCCUUCCACAGCCUGAUGCUACUCCAGCAGCUGGUGGAGCUCCCCUCCAAUUCCUCCAGAUAAGGGGGAAGACCAGCCUGACCAAUUCAGACUGGAGACUGGAGCUACCAGACAAGCAUGGACUAAAAGGUCUUGGCAUGAUGGAAAAACAGAAUCCCUGCUCCAGCUUACUACCUGGAGUAUUGGAAGAUUGUUUUGAUCCUUUACAGUCCUCCUUAAGGCUGGUCUGGAUGGAGAAAACAUUGGAAACUGCCCCUUCUGCCAGCGCCUCUUCAUGGUGCUCUGGCUGAAAGGGGUCAAGUUCAAUGUCACCACGGUGGACAUGACCAGGAAACCUGAAGAGUUGAAAGAUUUAGCACCGGGCACCAACCCACCCUUCUUGCUGUUCAACAAGGAGCUGAAAACAGACUUCAUCAAGAUUGAGGAGUUCCUGGAGCAGACCCUGGGUCCACCUACGUAUCCACACCUGAGCCCCAAGUACAAGGAGUCCUUUGAUGUGGGCAGUGACAUCUUUGCCAAGUUCUCAGCAUACAUCAAGAACCCACGCAAAGAAGCAAAUAUCAAUUUUGAGAAGGCCCUGCUGCGGGAGUUUCAGCGCCUGGAUGUUUACCUGAACACUCCUCUCCCAGAGGAGAUUGACCAGGAUAGCGUGGAGGACAUCACCAUCUCCAAGAGGAAAUUCCUGGAUGGAGACCAUCUGACUCUGGCUGAUUGCAACCUUCUGCCCAAAUUGCAUAUCAUCAAGAUUGCAGCCAAAAAGUACCGUGACUUCGAGAUCCCAGAGGACAUGACGGGCGUCUGGCGCUACCUCAACAAUGCCUAUGCCUGUGAUGAGUUCAAUCACACCUGUCCUGCAGAUGAGGAGAUCGAGCACACAUAUGCCAGCGUUGCCAGGAAGAUGACCUAGCCAUAGGGAGGCGUGGGGUGGCAGCAUUGCCCUGGCUCAGCCCUCCAACUCUGCAGUCCUGACACAACCAAAACCAGCUGAUGGAGAGACUGGAGAGGGUUUCCAACAUCGCUAGCUCCUGCCUUUCAGAAACAGCACCUUGCUUCACAGCCCCUGCCACUGCCUCCUCCUUCUGUGCUGCUGGCUGCAACCCCUGGGCACCAGCAGUGCUGACCACAUGUACACACUGCUCCCAUUUGGAUGUAGCUGCAUCCCUACUCCCUGAAAAUUUUUCUCACAGCCUGUGACUAUGUGUCAUGGGAAAAGCUGAGGACUAGCCUCCUGCAGUAGUGCUUUCUCAUCAAGAGAUGACACCCCCAAAUGGCUAGGCCAGCCCAGCCUCCCCAUUCCCAUCUGUCAGCCCUGUGUGGUCCCAGCCAUCCUGUGCUUGUCGUGGGAUCCCGAUGCUUCCCCUGGGCUGGAGCUAUUUGUAUUUGCCUGUUGCCAACCUGCUCAGCACCUGGGGCUGGCAUUUGGACAGCCCUCUCUUCCAAGACAUCAGCUCCCUCUGAAGAUAUGGAAAGGCUUUACCCAGGCAGCUCAUCACAUUGAAAAAUUGUGCUCACUGUUGAGGGCUGUGACAUGGGUCUGACUCCCAAUAGGACAUGGGGGUAGGUGGGUGCUGGGGGUGGCGCCUGGUGCAGCAGUGCCAGGACCAGCUAUGGGAGGAAACAAAGGGUCAGGGGACCUGCAAAGGGCCUGUGGAUGAAGGGCUAAGGAUCAGGGCAUCCCUCCCAUGACUGCCAGCACCCAGGGCCACGUGCUGCUAGCUGCAAGGUCCCACAUGGCUCCUCCCAGCUCAGAAGUCUUUGUGCCUCGCCGAACCCUGCAGAGGGUGCAGCCAUGCUCUAGCUCCAUACCCCCUAGUUCCCACCAACACUUCUGGCACCUGAGGCUGGGAGCAGCCACAGGGUAGGGCACACGUUUAGUUUCCUCACUGGAAAGCCCAGGAGAACAGACAGCAGCUGUUUGGCUAAUUGCUGUGUCUGUGGAAAGGUGUGGGCAGUGCCCCUUGGCUCAGCUUGCCUUCACAUCCUGUGUUGCUGACAUGAGGCAUCAAAGCUGCUCUGCACAGCCAUGACAUCCUAUGUUCCCCCUCUGACAUUUCCAGCUUCCCCAGGACUCCUACCAGACCUUGAGAAUUCAGCCAGCCCUCCCUAACCAGCCCCAGGCAAAUGGAUACUGUACAGUGGGCAUGGUGGGUUCUGUGGGAACUGAAGAAGCAAGCAGAGCCUCCUCAGCCCUCACUGCCACUUUCCUCUUUGCACUAAAUGUGUGUCCUCACAAGCCUGCCUCAGAUAGUGCUGGGUUUGGGGACUGGGUUUGUUACUAAUGGGGUUUGGUUUGUUGUUUUUUAUAAACUAAGAAUAGCAAUAAACUAUAUUUUAAUAUGC
Agelaius phoeniceus (red-winged blackbird) is the source of this 2440-nucleotide messenger RNA. Lineage: Eukaryota; Metazoa; Chordata; Aves; Passeriformes; Icteridae. The record is from RefSeq and is a predicted model, not a curated record.